CCGAGCGGCGCCGGCCCCGGCCGUCAGGGUCAGGGUCUCCACUUGUACGAGCAGGAUUUUGGAAGGACGAUCCGGGGCUCGCUGACCUCGUGACGCCAGUGGGCGGGAGACUGCGGAUUUCGAGCACUAUGCAGGACGUCGCGGCCGCCGGGGGCAUUGCCAAGUUGGUGGGCAGAACGCCGAUGCUGCUUCGUCACGCGCCACUGCUCCGUCGGCAUGCACCGAUGCUGCAGCGCCAUUGGAAUGCCGUGGCCCCGCAUUUGCACCGGCUCCUCGAGCGGGCCAGUCUGCUCGGCACGCAUGCUGACGCGUUCUUCGAAGAGCUACCCGCGCUGCUGCCUUACCUCGGCACGCUGCUCGACGAGCUGCCGCACCUCCAACGCCACAUCGACGGCAUCGCCGAGCAUCGUGCAACCCUCGUGCCGGCCGUUCGCCACCUGGCUCCGCACCUGAGGUACCUGCGGCCUUACUAUGGGCACCUCGCCUCGCGCGGCGCCACCUUGGCGCCCCACGCGGCCCAGAUCGCGCCGCACAUCGGAGAGCUGCUCCCACCGCCUCCGUUCUGGGGCACGCGCCGUCCAACGCUUGUGCAUCCUUCGCAGCUCUCCCUCGCCGCCGCAAAGCUGAACGCGGCCCACGCUUCCUCGGAGCUCGGCCCGCACGACUCGCUGAGCAACCUCAGCGCGCGCGCCUCGGUGAUCCACUCGGAGCGCGGCGAGUCUGAGAUUGGACCAGACGACUCGAUCAGCAACGUCGGCGUGGGCUCGAGGCUGGCGGGCGGCGCCGGCGCCGGCGGCACGUCGCGAUCGGAGGCAGCCGCGUCUACCGUCGGAGGAGGAGGCGACGGCGGCGUCGACCUCACGCAUUUCGGCUUCCUUCUCGCCGAGCUCGAGAGAGGAGGGCUCGAGGAGACGGAGAGCGGGCGGGACAGCUGCGAGGAGGAGGAGGCGCCUCCGCCCGGCGCGGAGGCUGCGGAGGCGAGCGGCGACCUCUGGUCCUCUUUGAAGCGCGGGUGGGGCGGGCUCUUCAAGCCUGCGGCUGGGGAGCCGGUGGCGGUCGCGCCGGCGGCGCGGACAUCGAGACGCGGCGGAGGUCCGGCACAGCGGCGCGGCCGCGCGCAGGUGCUGCGCGAGGUCGGCGAGGCCAUCGACGAGGCGGAGGGGCGGAUGCGGCGGCUCGAGGGGCGGUUCCGCGUCUUCAAGCACGACAUGCACUGGCGGCAGCAGCGGGAGGAAGCGGCCGCGUUGCAGCUGUGCCGGAUGGAGGGCGCGCUCUUUGACGCCGAGGACGCGGCGAUGCUCCUCGAGACGGCCAGCCAUGACUUGCGGCGAGAGAUUGAGAGGCAAACCAUUCUCAUCGGGCCCGAGGCCAUUGCGCGCGGCCGAGACCGCCGCAUCGUCGCACGCGGGUCGCGACCGCCAGGCGCAGCGUUGGCAGAACCACCGGCACAGCAGGACGGGUUUCUGUGGAGGCUACCUCUUUAACAGAGCG
Emiliania huxleyi CCMP1516 is the source of this 1491-nucleotide messenger RNA. RefSeq lists its product as hypothetical. Bases 225 to 1484 code for a protein of 419 amino acids. The record is from RefSeq and is a predicted model, not a curated record. The transcript has 6 exons. Lineage: Eukaryota; Haptophyta; Isochrysidales; Noelaerhabdaceae.